CUCACUUGAAAAAAAAAAAAAAAAAAAAAAAAAAAAAAAAAAAAAAAGUGGAGUUUACUCUGUUUUUGUUGUUGAUUUUCUCUCUGUUUCCAUGGUUCCGAUCAGGAAUUUCUUAGCAGCACCGUCGAAUUUUCUUCCACCGGAGAUGAUCUUCACGGUUGGAUCGAAGAAUUUGAUGCAGAAGGAGUUUGUUUACCAGUGACACAUUGUUUUGAAUUUUAUAAGAUCGUCUUUGUAAAUUCUGCUGUGAUUUUCGCUUAAUUGAUUUUUGUGUUCUUUCUGGAAAUGGAGUCCGUCAAUUUCUACGACAUAAGAGCGGAGAAAGCGAACGCGAUUCUCAAGUAUCGACAGCUCAGAAAGAUCGCUAACCUGUUUCGAUUCAUCGAGUUAUGUUUGAUUCUCGUCGUGAUCUCGAGAUUUUCCAGCCAUUUGCCGACCGCCUUCAAGAACUCCAGCGAGUACUUCCGCUACUUGUCGGUGACAUUGAUCAGUCCUCGCUUCGUGUUUCUGAUCGGAAACGCAAUAGUCAUCACUCUUUUCGCUAAAUCUGGACAGUUCUCUGCUAAGGAUCCGAGCAAGAAGAAUUCGGUUGCCGAUCUUUACGAGGAGUUCAUCCAAAACAGCGAGAAGAAUCAGAAAACUCGACGCGCUGAGAUCGAGUAUCGGAUCAAACAGAUCGAUGACAGCCGCGGUGAUUCCUCGAUAUCUGUCAAGAAAAUCGUCAAUCCUCAAGAAAUUAAGCGUUAUCAAAGGAGUAAAUCGGAGAAAAUGGAGGUCGUACAGCGAGAGAAUCUGGAUCGUGAAUUGCGACGAUCGGAGACGGAGAAAUUCAAGAAAAUCGUCGGAUUGAGGGAAGACAGAAGAAAUAGCUCGUAUCCGGAAGAUGGAAUGAGCAACGAGGAGUUCCGGCAGACGGUGGAGGCGUUCAUAGCGCGGCAGCAGAGGUUGCGAAGGGAGGAAGAAUUCUGUGGGUUUUAGGAAUUAAGGACAUGUAAAUCAAAGCUUUCACGAUCUCGUAAAUCCUGCAAGUGAUUAGGGCUACGGACUGAAUUGAAAAGAAGAAGAAGAAAACGGGAAAUUCGAAAAAGUCGUAAUAAGUUCUGUAUAUUUUCUUUUUAUACAGCUUUCUUUUCUUUUUCUUUUUUAAUUUUCAUUUUACGUAUUUGAAUGAAAAUUAUAAAACUCAAAUAA
Benincasa hispida (wax gourd) is the source of this 1191-nucleotide messenger RNA. RefSeq lists its product as uncharacterized. The record is from RefSeq and is a predicted model, not a curated record. Lineage: Eukaryota; Viridiplantae; Streptophyta; Magnoliopsida; Cucurbitales; Cucurbitaceae.